Molecule: messenger RNA, 1284 nt
Organism: Volvox carteri f. nagariensis
Lineage: Eukaryota; Viridiplantae; Chlorophyta; Chlorophyceae; Chlamydomonadales; Volvocaceae
Exons: 7
Biological process (GO): porphyrin-containing compound biosynthetic process
Cellular component (GO): cytoplasm
Molecular function (GO): coproporphyrinogen oxidase activity; 4 iron, 4 sulfur cluster binding
Source: RefSeq, a predicted model, not a curated record
UCUGCUUACAUCCACCUUCCCUUCUGCAAGCGCAAAUGCUUCUACUGCGAUUUUCCAGUUGAGGCAGUGGGCCGCGAUGUCAGCGCUCCAAGUGCGUGGGAAGUGGAGGCCCGAAUGCGGUCGUACAUUGACACGGUGCUGCGGGAGAUUGGGUCAACCAGGAGAAUAGGGAGCGGACCACUAACGACUGUGUUUUUUGGCGGGGGGACGCCCUCCCUGGUGCCUCCCCCGCUGCUGGCGUUACUCAUGGAGUCGCUAGAUGCUCGGUUCGGUGUGGCGGCGAAUGCGGAGGUGUCCUUGGAGGCCGACCCGGGCACCUUCGACGUGGAGCGGUUGCGGCAGUACAGGCAGUUGGGAGUUACCCGACUCAGCGUGGGGGUGCAGGCCUUUCAACAGGAGCUGUUGGAGGCGUGCGGCCGCGGCCACGACCUAGCUGACGUGGUGGCGGCCGUGGAUGCCGUACAGGCUGCCGGGAUGCCCUCCUGGAGUCUUGACCUCAUCAGCGGUCUUCCGGGCCUUACAGCGGAGGCAUGGAGGCACUCAUUACAGCGGGCGGUGGCGGCGGCGCCCGAUCACGUGUCAGUGUACGACUUGCAGGUGGAGGAGGGUACACCUUUUUCACGCUGGCAGCGGGCAGGCCGGCUACGGCUUCCACCGGACGAUGCAGCUGUCGAGAUGUACGGCGAGGCAUCGGAGCUGCUGCGGGCGGCUGGGUACGAACAUUACGAGGUCAGCAACUACGCCCGACGCGGCCACCGGUGUUCGCACAACCAGGUCUACUGGCGCGGGCUGCCGUACUACGCAUUUGGCCUAGGAGCCGCGUCGUACUUGGCAGGGCGGCGGUUCAGCCGGCCUUCCCGCAUGCGCGAGUACGUGGCCUGGGUGGAGUCGCUGGCGGCUGGUGGCGGAGGAGAGGGCUCGCUGCCGGGCGGCCAUUUGCCGGCGGAAUCGCAGGAGCUCUUACUGGACACCCUCAUGCUGCGGUUAAGAACCGCCGACGGCCUGGACCUGGUGGAGCUCCGAAACCGCUUCGGGACACAGGUCAUGGGCACGGUGCUUCGGGCCCUAGCGCCCCACGAGCGGCGAGGCACCGUGCGGGCACUAGACGGCAAGGACCGUGCAUGCUCCCUUUCGGCAGCGGCGCUGGAGGCGGCGGCAGUGACAUCGGCGGCUCCGGCCCCGGCGGUGGACCUUUCUGGAGCUGUCGGGUUUGGCGGCUGCGGUGUUCCGCGGGUUCGGCUGUCGGAUCCAGCGGGAUUUCUUCUUUCAAACGACAUCAUUUCG